AUGAAUAAUAAGCCUUUCUUUGAAAUUGUGUUGGUGCUGUUGGCUUCUUCCUCUGUCUGCUCCAGAGAGCUGAAACUGCUUCUUUUCCAACAAAAGAGAGUGAACAGAGAGAGUUUAAAACUCUUGAAUAAAUUGCAGACCUCUUCAAUUCAGCAGUGUCUACCACACAGGAAAAACUUCCUGCUUCCCCAGAACUCUGUGAAUCCUCACCAGUACCAGAAAGGACAAGCACUGGCCAUUCUUCAUGAGAUGCUUCAGCAGAUCUUCAACCUCUUCAGGGCAAUUAUUUCUCUGAAUGGUUGGGAGGAAAGCCACAUGGAGAAGCUCCUCAUUGAACUUCAUCAACAGCUGAAAUAUCUAGAAGUGCUCAUGAGACUGCAAGCAGAGAAGAAAAGAGACACCUUGGGCAGUGAGAACCUUAGAUUACAGGUUAAAAUAUAUUUCCAAAGGAUAUGUGAUUAUCUGGAAAACCAGGACUAUAGCACCUGUGUCUGAACCAUUAUCCAAGUAGAAAUCAACUGGUGUCUGUUCUUUGUGUUCUGACUCACAGGAAAGCUGAGCAAACAAGGAAUGGAAACUUGAACCAUGUGGAGGAAGAGCCAACUGCAGGCUUUAAAAGCAUAGGGUGACACAAUAGAAGUAAAG
This is a messenger RNA of Kogia breviceps (pygmy sperm whale), 645 nucleotides long. It is a transcript of the gene IFNE, whose product is annotated as interferon epsilon. Gene Ontology annotation, biological process: defense response. The record is from RefSeq and is a predicted model, not a curated record. Gene Ontology annotation, molecular function: cytokine receptor binding. Gene Ontology annotation, cellular component: extracellular region. NCBI's taxonomy places the organism in Eukaryota, Metazoa, Chordata, Mammalia, Artiodactyla, Physeteridae.